Solanum tuberosum (potato) is the source of this 984-nucleotide messenger RNA. Its product is annotated as transcription repressor OFP15. Lineage: Eukaryota; Viridiplantae; Streptophyta; Magnoliopsida; Solanales; Solanaceae. The record is from RefSeq and is a predicted model, not a curated record. Bases 38 to 946 code for a protein of 302 amino acids. Gene Ontology annotation, biological process: negative regulation of DNA-templated transcription. The transcript has a single exon.
UUCAAACAAAACAAAACAAAAACAAAAAAGGUCAAACAUGAAACUCUCUUCUCUCUUCAAGAACUCAUCACAAAAUUCCUCUUCUUCUACUCCUACUUCUACUUCUCCUUCUCCAUGGCCAUGGUCAUUACCAACUUGUGGAAAACCUAAAACACUUUCAUUUAGAUUAGAAAAGAAUCAACACAACAUUUUCAACUCCACUUAUCAUCUUGAUGAUAUUAAUGACACAACAAGUUAUAGUUUUGAUGACUUUUUUAGUGAAAUUGAUGAAACAAGUUCUUCCUCUACUACAACUAUCAAUGGUCAAGAUUGUAUAGAGAAAGUGAUUAAAGGGUUGAGAUUAGAGAAAGAGAGGUUAUUUUUUGAGCCAGAAGAAACAAGUUCAAUUCUUGAUUUUCAAGAAAACAAGAAUAUUAGUAUUACUAGUACUAAUAUUAAUGUUGUUGAUGAAGGUAAUAUUAUUAGUUUUAUUCCAAUGGGAUUGGAUUCAAAUGAUCCUUUUGUUGAUUUUAGAAAAUCAAUGGAGGAAAUGGUGGAAGCAUAUGAGAUUAAAGGUUGGGAAAAUCUUGAAGAGUUGUUGACUUGUUAUUUGAAGGUCAAUUGCAAAAGUAACCAUGGUUAUAUUGUUGGUGCUUUUGUUGAUUUAUUAGUCAAUCUUGCAACUUUUAGUGACAACAACAAUAAUAAUAUUAAUGUUGGUGUUGGCGUUGGUGCUGGUGUUGGUGUUGGUGUUGAUGAGUCUACGAUAAUAAUGACAACUAUUGAUGAAGAACAACAAUGUUUAUCAUCUUCAACAACAACAACAACAACAAGCCAUUCUUUCACAUCUCCAUUGUCAUUUUGUUCUUCUUCUUGUUCUACUAGUUCAUCUAUUACUAGUACUAGUGCUUGUUUAUCUUUGUUGUUAGAAGAAGAUGAGGUUAUUCAAAGAAAAAAACAAUGUUGAAAGCAUUGUUUUAUUAUCUUUUGAUUUUGGAACAAAGA